Molecule: messenger RNA, 1782 nt
Organism: Salarias fasciatus (jewelled blenny)
Lineage: Eukaryota; Metazoa; Chordata; Actinopteri; Blenniiformes; Blenniidae
Product: semaphorin-4E-like
Exons: 4
Coding region: 1-1782 (593 amino acids)
Biological process (GO): negative chemotaxis; positive regulation of cell migration; ossification involved in bone maturation
Cellular component (GO): plasma membrane
Molecular function (GO): chemorepellent activity; semaphorin receptor binding
Source: RefSeq, a predicted model, not a curated record
AUGGUUUUGUGCGACCUACCUCGGUUUGCCGUGUACAGCAUCCCACGUAGGACCGUCCCUUUCAACCACGUUAAAUCUAAACGGUUUCAAGAAUCCGACGCUAGCGGUUUGAGCUCUUUACUGCUGAGAGACGACAUUGGCCAGCUGGUCGUUGGUGCCAGGGGGAAAAUACUCACCCUCAGGUCAGAUGAUAUCAGCAAGAAGACCGGCGAGGUCCAGUGGACCGCCAGCCCGGCAGACAAAGCCCAAUGCCAAAUGAAGGGCAAGAAGAGUGAAGACUGUCACAAUUUCAUCAAGGUCCUACACAGCAUGAACGGAGGUCGAAUGCUAGCAUGCGGGACCAACGCGUUCAGCCCUUCGUGUGACUACUUGACCAUAGCAAAUGGAAAAGUCUCACUGUUAGGAAAAGAGCUGAGUGGAAAAGGAAAAGUCCCGUUUGACCCAAACCAGCGCUUUGCCUCUCUGAUGGACAAAAGCACCUUGUUUUCCGCCACCACAUCCAACUUUCUGAGCACAGACGUGGUGUUCCAGAAACAUGGAGCAAUCCCUGUCAGGACUGAGAUGAAACGCUCGUGGCUCAAUGAGCCCACCAUGAUUUCCAUCAACCUUCUGGAAGCCAGCAAAUACAGCGACAACGGAGAGGACGACCAAGUCUUCCUGUUCAUGACUGAAAAUGCUGUUGAAGACUGGCGUGGAAACCUCCCUGUCUCCAGGAUCGCUCGAGUGUGUAAGAGUGAUCUUGGAGGCAGGCGGACUCUCCAGCAAAGGUGGACCUCAUUUGUAAAAGCCCGGCUUGACUGUCCAUUCGGAGAUGCUGGCUCAUCAGCUCUGGUGCAGGAUGUUUUUCUCCUCCAAAAUCAGAGUAACUGGAAGGAAAGCAUCUUCUAUGCCACCUUCACGUCCAACCCACAGCACUCUGGAGCCGUCAGCCAUUCUGCCGUCUGUGCUUACCGACUGUCGGAUAUCAGCACAGUGCUCAGUGGGAGGUUUCUGACUGAGACGGAAACAGGAAGCUGGUCGUCCACAAAGUUCACAAAAAUUGUCAUUGACCAAGUCUCAGCUCCGGACGGACAGCGGCACCAGAUGAUGCUCAUCGGCACAGAGUCCGGUUCGCUGCUGAAGGCAGUGAAGCCGCAGGAUGAGGAGGGGCGCGUCAUCGAGGAGCUGCAGCUCUUUGAAGACCCGCUGCCUGUUCAGUUCAUCGAACUCUCCCAAACAGGUCAGCUGUACAGCGGCACCAGGAACGCCCUGGCCCAGAUCGACGCUCGGGACUGCGGCCGCUACCUGUCAUGUGACGACUGCAUCCUCGCCAGGGACCCGUACUGCGGAUGGGACCAGAUCCGAGGCAACUGCGCACCUGCUGCUGGAGCAUCGUCCUGGUUCCAGAGCCUACGUGAUGGAGACCCCAGCAUGUGUCCACCUUCUUUGCCGACAAAGUUACCAGAAGCUGUCGUCCUCACGAUCAACAGCGCUCACUUCCUGCCGUGUCGUCCUGACACCAACCUCCCAACCAGCUGGCGCUUUUCAGAGAACAUCCUCAACCCCGGUCCUCGACACACCCCGAUCAGUCAGGGUCUUAUCACCAUCCCCUCCGCAACAGACGCUGGCCUCUACACGUGUGAGACAGUGGAAAACAUCAGAGGCAAAAUGCACCGAAGGAGGGUGAUCCAGUACCUGGUCCAGGUUCAGGACCCCAGCAUCAACGCCAGGAAGCUAAAGGCGGCUGGGAUCGCCCUGAUCGUCUUUCUGGGGGAGAGCGUUCCUCCUCUUCCAUGUCCCUGA